Molecule: messenger RNA, 5559 nt
Organism: Aspergillus eucalypticola CBS 122712
Lineage: Eukaryota; Fungi; Ascomycota; Eurotiomycetes; Eurotiales; Aspergillaceae
Exons: 1
Coding region: 1-5559 (1852 amino acids)
Biological process (GO): fatty acid biosynthetic process
Molecular function (GO): fatty acid synthase activity; phosphopantetheine binding
Source: RefSeq, a predicted model, not a curated record
AUGGUACCAGAAAACGACUUCAACCUUACCGACGACCCAUCUAAGCUUGGUCACAAUGUCGUUUCCCUCUUUAAUCAGAUUCAGACACGAUACUCCCCAAAGCCCGCAAUAGUCUGCGGGGACCAUACCAUCACAUACGGUGCUCUUGCAUCUGAGUCGGAUCGCCUGGCCUGCCUCCUUCUAUCGCGAGGCAUCAGCCGUGGCCAUGUGGUGGCUCUUGCACUAGACCGCACACCGGACCUGAUCAUGUUCAUUCUCGGUGUCUUGAAAGCCGGUGCGAUAUAUGUACCCGUUGAUCCUGCUCUACCCCCCGAACGUGUCAAUCAGAUGCUGGAUGAUGAGGCGCUACGCCUGGUGAUAGUUAGUCCUGCUAGUACCGAAGGGGGGACGGGCACCAGUCGAUAUGACUAUGGUCAUAAGGCGGCCUGCUGCACGACAAGCGAACUGCGAGACCAGAUGAGAUAUCAAGCGGACAAGAAGCCAGCUGUGGAUAUCCAAGCAGACGACAUUGCCUAUAUCCUUUACACAUCCGGCUCCACGGGCAAGCCCAAGGGCGUGGAAAUUCAUCACGCCGCUAUAUGCAACUAUGCGUUGUCGGUACACCAAAGACCUGGCUGUACUGACCAGGACCGAGUGCUGUUCAAGAGCACAAUAUCCUUUGACAUGGCCGCGUUUGAGAUUUACGUGCCAUUGCUGUGCGGCGCCACGGUCGUGCAGGCACAGGCUCACGAGAUCGGCGAUCCCCGCGCGCUGAUACAUCUCCUUGAUCGCCACAGCGUCACCUUCUCCGUCGCGACGCCGACCAUCUUACAGAUGCUGCUGGACAGCGGUUGGUCUGGCACGCCAGGCUUCUCGAGGCUGGUUACCGGCGGCGAGGCACUGUCACCUCGCCUGGCAGAGCGUCUAACCGCGUGUGUUGACGAAGUAUGGAACCUAUACGGCCCGACUGAGACAACAGCCAGCGUGGCUGCUUGGAAAGUCCAAGUCCGCGAGGACAUCUUAAUUGGAACGCCUAACCCAAACACACGGCUCUAUGUCCUCGACACCGACAUGCAACCUGUGCCGGUUGGAAGCACUGGCGAACUUUAUAUUAGCGGAGCAGGCGUUGCUCGUGGAUAUCGAAACAAUCCAGAACGCACCAAGGCUGCCUUUCUUCCGGACCCUUUCUGGCAAGGCCAUACCAUGUACAAGUCUGGAGAUUUGGCAUGCUUCUUGGACCCCAAGAGACUGGCCGUCAUCGGUCGGGUAGACACGCAAAUCAAGAUUCGCGGGCAAAGAAUUGACCCUGGUGAUGUUGAGGCGUCCAUCACAGCUCACGGAGCUAUUGCCAAUGCCGUUGUGGUCAAUCGAGACGAGCGGCUCGUCGCUUACUGUAUACGAAAGCCGGGUGUUGGCAGCGUAGAUGUUCCUCUAGCCAAGUUGCUACGCCCCUGGCUAGAAAGCCGCCUCCCCGGCUACAUGGUCCCCUCAUUCUUCGUCGAAGUCGACCGAUUUCCUUCUACUCUCAACGGCAAAGUGGAUCUCAGAGCACUACCCGAUCCCAUCUCGACUAUCACACCGGCGCAAAAGCCCGCUUCCACACUGACACAACAGCUGCUGGCUAUCUGGACCAAUGUACUGGGCCACAGUCAGAUUGGCAUGCAGGACAACUUCUUCCACAUUGGCGGCAACUCUGCUAGCAUCAUCCAGGUCCAGACCAAGUUGGAGAAGUUUCUGUGUCGGCCAGUGCCGGUGCCAAAACUGUAUGAGCAUUUCACCAUUGCCAGCCUUGCUGCAUAUCUUUCUGAAGAACCCCAGACCAAUGGAGUCACCGAAGAGACGAAGAGCUCCGUUGGGAACGAUGCCACUGGUGAAGAUAUUGCUGUCAUUUCCAUGGCAUGCAGGCUGCCCGGCGAUAUUCACACGCCAGAAGAGUUUUGGAAUGUUCUCAUUAGCGGCACCGACGCCGUCACCAAGGUUCCUGAGGAGCGCUGGGAUGCCGAUGCCAUCUACGACCCCGAUCCGGAGGCCCCCGGCAAGUCCUACAGCACGGGUGGUGGCUUCGUCAGGGAUGCCAUGGAGUUCGAUGCGCAAUUUUUUGGGAUCUCCCCUCGCGAGGCCCGGGCUAUCGACCCUGCGCAGACCAUGAUCCUGGAGACAUGCUGGGAGGGCUUCGAACGGGCAGGCUAUGGCACUAAGUCCCUGCGCGGCAGCCAGACUGGUGUCUUCAUCGGGACCGGUAACAGUUCUGUGGAUGACGGUCAGCUAAGCGCCGCCGGCACAGAAAAGCUUGAAGGACAUCUAGGUCUCGGCACGGCGCCGAGCUCGCUCUCUGGUCGCGUAGCAUAUGCUCUGGGGCUCGAGGGUCCUACGAUGACCUUGGAUGCUGGGUGCGCUGCCUCACUGGUCGCCACGCAUGUGGCAUGCUCCGCACUUCGUCAGGGCGAGUGUAACAUGGCUGUGGCCGGUGGUGUCACAUUCUUGCCCUCACCGGGUUUGCAUGUAGAGUUUAGUCGGCUUCGCGUCACAUCACCAGAUGGUCGCUCGCGACCAUUCUCAGCGAACGCGGCUGGGAUGGGACUGGGUGAAGGUGCCUCGGCUGUGGUUUUGAAACGUCUCUCGGAUGCGCAGCGUGACAAUGAUCAUAUCCAUGCUAUAAUCCGCGGUUCAGCAGUCAACCACGGCGGCCGUGGCGCUAGCAUGACAGCACCAAGUGGACCAGGCCAGAAGCGUGUUGUCCGCGCAGCUCUGGCGGCUGCGCGCCUGAAGCCGUAUGAUAUUGACUAUGUCGAGGCGCAUGGGACUGGCACCAAAUUAGGAGACCCGGUCGAGGCCUCAGCUUUGGCGGAAGUAUUCAGCAGUAGCCGCGAUGAUGCCACUGGGCCGCUGAGGAUUGGUUCCUCAAAGUCCAAUAUCGCACACACGCAGGCGGCCGCCGGCGUCGCAGGCCUUAUCAAAGUGGCUCUGGCGAUGCAACACAACACGCUGCCACAGACACUGCAUAGCAGUCAGCCCAGCCCAUUGAUCGACUGGGUAGGUGGCAAGUUGCAACUGCUCCAACGCCCGAUGGCAUGGCUACCCAGAACAAACAGCCCGAAUGCUCCCCGACGAGCAGGAAUUAAUUCAUUCGGAUUAUCGGGCACUAACGCGCAUGCUAUAGUUGAAGAGCCUCCAAGGGCUCGGUCGAACGCUAAUGGCGACAAUAAUGAUGAUGAUGAUGCGAGGUCGCCUUUGCCGCUGCCAUUUCUCCUCUCCGCCUAUACAAGUGAAGCGCUACGUGGGCAAGCACGCAAACUUUGCAAUCACAUCUCCAGGGCCACUGCGAAAAUCAAGCUGUCUGAUGUAUCGUACUCGUUGGCGACUACUCGCACACAUUUCCCACGACGCAUCGUUCUGGCGGCACAAGACAAGACUGAACUGCUGGGCAGCCUAGCAAGCAUUAUCGACAACGGAGUACCGGCAACUGCUGACAACAGCAAGUCAGCCCGCGUGGCGAUGUUGUUUUCCGGACAGGGCACUGAACGACACAUGAUGGGGAAGGGUCUUGCUGAACGUCACCUUGUGUUCCGCAACACCAUCACUCACAUCGCAAGCCUGUUCGAGGAAGUUCUAGACAAGCCUCUGUUGGAUGUUAUGUGGGCAGAUCCGGAGAGCGAGGCCGCUUUCUUGCUCCAGCGUACGGAUUAUGCCCAACCAGCUAUCUUUACCCUCCAGGUAGCACUAUGGAGACUAUGGCAGAGCUGGGGUGUCCAGCCAGCAGUUGUGUUGGGCCAUAGUGUUGGCGAGAUUGCGGCUGCGCACGUCGCCGGAGUUAUAGAUCUGGCGGACGCUUGCCGCUUGGUCGCGGCACGAGGGAAGUUGAUGCAUGCGCUGCCUGAAAAUGGUGGUAUGGUGGCACUUGAAGCCGCCGUAGACGAGGUUACUUCAGCCAUCGAGCAACUCAGUGCCCGCGACAGGGUGUCGAUUGCCAGUAUCAAUACGCCAACGCAAGUGGUAGCUUCUGGAGAGAUGGAUGUCAUUGACAAGUUGGCAGCUUACUUUAAGGCUCGGGGCAGGUCUUCCAAGGUCCUCAAAACUAGUCGCGCAUUUCAUUCGCAUCAUUUGGAUGAAAGCAUGCUUGCCUCAUUACGCACCGUCGCAGAAACGCUUGUGUUCCAGCAGCAAACGCUGCCUAUUGUCAGCACAGUCACAGGCAAACUGGCAGAGCCUGGGCAACUUAGUAAUGCGGAUUACUGGGUGCGACAAGCUCGCAACCCAGUUCUGUUCGCAGAAGGCAUGCAGACCCUCGCUGACCAGGGUGCCAAUUGCUUUGUUGAGUUGGGCCCGGGAUCGACACUGUGUGGUAUGGGGGCCUCAUGUCUCGAUGGGGACAGCAGUCAGACGAGCAAAAUGGCCAACCGCGAAGGCGGAGUGAACCUGGCCUGGCUGCCUUCGUUGAACCCCAAUAGCGACGACGCUCUGGUAAUUCAAAAUAGUCUCUCGGAACUACAUAUCCGACAAGCAGAGAUCGACUGGGCAGCCUUCUUCAAAGACAUUGGCGGGCGCCGCAUCCAGCUACCUACGUACGCAUUUCAGCGACAUCGGUAUUGGCUCGACGGGUUGCGACCAAUAUACAGCGGUAAGCCAUCUGGCCAGUCUCCUUCGGGUGGACCCCGACCCAACGGUCAGAUCCAAGUUGGAUGGCACACUAUUGACGCGAGUUGUCAUUAUUCCAAUUCAACUUGGGGUCUGCUCUGUCCAGCAAAUGAUGCCCCGUGGAUGGCACCGGUGAAGGAAGCAUUGUUGCACGCCGGAAAGCAACCGAUUACAGUCAAUCGGCUCGCGGAAGCCAAAACGAUGAGCGGCGUGCUUUGUUUUUGGGAAUCAGAUAGUGAAGAUGACUUGACCUCCAAGGCAUCUGAGCAAUUGCAGACAGUGUCCAGGAUGGGGUUCUCGCCCUGGCUAGUCUGGGUGACGCGUGGUGCUGUUGGAGCUGGAAAUAUGGGCGAGGCAUCGCUCUGGGGUAUGAUGCGAAGCGCGCGCGUGAAAUAUCCUCAACUCUGUUUGCGGAUUGUGGAUCUGGAGGGUGACGUGGACAUCGCUACAGCCACUAAACUCUGCUCGAUCUUGAUGAUGAGUACCGAACCUGAAUGUGUUGUGCUUGGCGAACGAGUGCUCGUCCCGCGAAUGCAGAUGCAAAUGCAGGCACAGAACCAGGAGGUCCAAAAGCAUGGUAAGCUGUGCCUGAAUGAGCAAGAGACGACGAAUGAAACGACAGCUGCUGCAAAGUCGAAUGGGACGGACAGCUUCAAGACCAAGAUCAGGAUAGUUGGCCCCGAGGAGAGGGCGACAAUGCUUCAGCGGCUGGUAAGGGAAGUAACUGCCAAGGUACUUGGUGUGGCGGCUGCAGAGGAAGUAGAUAUGCACCGGGAGUUCAUGGAUGUUGGAGUGGACUCAUUAGGAGCCAUCCAGAUGCGUAAAGAGCUCUCAGCACGGACUGGGUUAAAGUUGCCACCUAACUGGACGAGAGUGUAUCCGGAUCCUACCUCAUUGUCCGAUGCUUUGCAUAAUCAGGUAGAGGAGAUAGUAGCUAGUAGCUGA